AUGACGGAAAGUGAAGGAAAGCGUGAGAAAAUGCGCAAAGAGAACAAGCGAGGAAGCCUCCUCGUUUUCACCGGAGCUGCUGCCGUGCUCGCGAUUGCGGCGAAUCUCGCCAUCACCGCAUUCAGGCACCACAAGGAAAAAAAUGCAAAGAAGAAAGAUCUUGCAGGUUCUAAGGUGCGCGUUAACCUACCUGCGCCUGAGAUUCUUAAGUUAGCAGAACAAAUCAUUGCCAACUCGAAGAAGGUCCAUAAUUCUGUUGCGUCGGUGCCUCUCGACAAGGUUACAUAUGCAAAUGUUAUAUCACCUCUGGCAGAACUGCAGGCGCAGCAAUUUCCACUGGUCCAGUCUUGUGUGUUUCCGAAGAUGGUAUCUACUCGGGAGGAUGUACGCAAAGCAAGUGCAGAAGCAGAGCGAAGAAUAGAUGAUCAUCUUGAUGCGUGCAGGGGAAUAAAGGAUGGAUUUGACUAUGAUGAAGUCUUGCCUAAUCUCACUGGUUUCAGAUGGAUCAGCAAACGUGAAGAUGUAUAUCUUGUCAUUAAAGCAUUUGCAGUUAGGGGGGAGUGGACGAAUGCUGAAGCCAAACGCUUUGUUCAAACACUGGUGAGAGACUAUGAGCGAAAUGGAUUGAACCUCACUGCAAGCAAAAGAGAAGAGUUGCAGCGUGUAAGGGCUCAGAUUGAUGAAUUAAGCAUCAAAUAUAUCCAAAAUCUCAAUGACGAUACCAAGUUUUUUCUCUUCAAUGAGUCAGAGUUAGCUGGAUUACCGCUGGAGUUUCUCAAGGCUUUAGACCAAUCGGAAAAUGGAAAAUUUAAAAUUUCCCUGAGAAGUCAUCAUGUUGCAGCUAUACUUGAAUUUUGCAAGGUUGGAACUACAAGGCAAGUGGUAUCAGGGGCAUAUGGAAAUCGGUGUGGAGAAAUCAACAUUUCUAUCUUAGAAAGCCUGGUGCAACAGCGCCAUAAAUAUGCUCGUUUACUUGGAUUUUCAUGCUAUGCAGAGUAUGCCAUCGAUGUUAGAAUGGCAAAGACACCAAAAAAGGUGUUUGAAUUCCUGAAAGACAUAUCAACAGGUUUAACUGACUUGGCCAUGAAAGAACUUAAUAUCUUGAAAGAUUUGAAGAAGAAAGAGGAAGGGGAUUUUCCAUUUGGAAUUGUGGACCUACUAUAUUAUGUAAAGCGGAUUGAAGAACAGAGCUACGAUUUGGACUUUGAAGAGAUCAAGCAAUACUUUCCAAUUAGUGUGGUUCUAUCGGGGAUCUUCAAAAUUGUCCAAGAUCUAUUUGGCUUAAGGUUUGAGGAAAUUUCAGGAGCUGACGUUUGGCAUUGUGAUGUUCGUGUUUUCUCAGUGCUGGACUUGGGUUCUAGCAAACUCUUAGGUUAUUGCUACCUUGAUUUGUUCUCCAGGGAAGGAAAAUAUGGCCAUACUUGUGUGUUAGCUCUCCAGAACAGUGCAUUAACAAUCAGUGGGGCACAACAGAUACCAGUUGCAUUGCUAAUAUCUCAAUGUCAAAAAGAAGCUGAUGCUAGUUCUGGAUUAUUGCGGUUUUCUGAAGUGGUCAGUCUUUUCCAUGAGUUUGGCCACGUGGUUCAACAAAUUUGCAACCGUGCAUCGUUUACCAGAAUUUCUGGAUUAUGUGUUGAUCCGGACUUUGUGGAAAUACCUUCUCAACUGUUAGAAAACUGGUGUUAUGAACGUUAUUCUCUCAAGUUGAUUUCGGGAUUUCAUCAGGAUAUUACAAAACCGUUGACGGAUGACAUAUGCAAAUCAAUUAAAAGAUGGAGGACUUCGUUUUCUGCACUUAAAUUGAAGCAAGAUAUACUCUGCUGUCUUUUUGACCAAAUCAUACAUUCUGCGGAUAACAUAGACAUUCAGGAAUUAUUCAAGCAUCUUCAUCCCAUGGAGUUGUUAGGCUUGCCAAUUUUAGAAGGAACCAAUCCAGCAUCAUAUUUUCCUUCUUCUGUCAUUGGUUAUGAGGCAGCGUGCUAUAGUCGAAUAUGGAGCGAGGUUUUUGCUGCUGAUAUAUUCACCUCAAAGUUCUGCAACGAUGUUUCAAACCAGCAUGCCGGCCUGCAAUUCAGGAACAAGGUUUUGGCGAUGGCCGGAGUGAAAGAUCCUAUCGAUGUGUUAUCAGACUUUCUAGGAAGAGAACCAUCAAUCCAAGCUUACAUUGAUAACAAAGUCAAAAAGUUUUUAUUGGUUAUUCAGGAACGCACACUUAAACCUAACUCUGGUGUCGUGUUUGAACGCGUUUUUGAUUCCCAGGUCAACAAACAACCACCACCACCAAGACACCAAAACCGUGUUUGCUUCGUGUUAGAAGAAAAAGAGUAA
Sphenostylis stenocarpa is the source of this 2328-nucleotide messenger RNA. The record is from the annotation of a GenBank genome assembly. NCBI's taxonomy places the organism in Eukaryota, Viridiplantae, Streptophyta, Magnoliopsida, Fabales, Fabaceae.